Bolinopsis microptera is the source of this 8882-nucleotide messenger RNA. Its product is annotated as talin-like. The transcript is spliced from 35 exons. Gene Ontology annotation, molecular function: structural constituent of cytoskeleton; actin filament binding; integrin binding. The coding region runs from base 23 to 7855 and encodes 2610 amino acids. Gene Ontology annotation, cellular component: focal adhesion; plasma membrane; cytoskeleton. Gene Ontology annotation, biological process: cell-cell adhesion. NCBI's taxonomy places the organism in Eukaryota, Metazoa, Ctenophora, Tentaculata, Lobata, Bolinopsidae. The record is from RefSeq and is a predicted model, not a curated record.
CUCUCUCAAGCAAUGAUCUAGGAUGUCCUCUUUCCUCUCCUUGCGUAUAAAGAUAGUCAAGAAUGGGAACAUCAAAACUAUCCAGUUUAAGUACAACACGUUAGUCAGUGAAGCUUGCCAGAUAAUACGAGAUCGAGAGCCAGGAGCUGAUCAAGGAGACAUAACUGAGUAUGGGCUGUUCAAACCAGACGAGGACGCCAAAAAGGGGACAUGGCUAGAUCCAAGACGUACAUUGGAAUAUUACCUUUUUAGGGCAGGGGAUCAAUUGGAGUACAGAAAGAAGAUACGACCUCUGAGGGUCAAAAUGUUGGACGAUUCUAUAAAGACAAUAUUAAUAGACGACAGUCACAAUGUUAAGGAAGUCAUUAAAGCGAUCUGUGAGAGGAUUGGUAUUAAUAACCCUGACGAGUUUUCAUUAGUGGUGGAGAACCUCCAAGCUGAUGAUGCAAAGAAUGCAACGCUUCGUAAGGAUAAAACAAGUGGAUUACAAGAACGUGAUCGCAAGAAAAUGGAAACUCUACGUAAAAAGUUACACACAGACGAUGAUAUAUUGUGGCUUAAUCAUGAGAAAAGUUUGAGGGAACAAGGCAUCCCUGACGAUCAGAUGCUUCUUUUGAGAAAGAAAUUGUUCUUCUCUGAUAUUAAUGUGGACAGAAACGAUCCGGUUCAGCUAAAUCUUAUGUACAUACAGGAUAACACAUGCGUUCUGAACGGAACACACAAAGUCUCGCAAGAAGACGCCAUCACAUUGUCUGCUAUCAGAGUACAGAUCCAGUUCGGUAAUCACGAUGAGAACAAACACAAGAAAGGGUUCCUCGAGUUGAAGGACUUGCUACCAACUGAGUACCGUAAAAUUCCCGGGAUGGAGAAGAAAAUAUUUGCCGAACACAGGAAACUUAUCGGUAUGACGGAGCUAAACGGAAAACUGAGGUAUAUUAAGUACUGCAGAGAGUUGAAAACUUAUGGUGUGACUUUCUUCCUCGUAAAAGAGAAGAUGAAAGGUAAGAAUAGGCUCGUACCCCGAUUGUUGGGCAUCACAAAGGAGAAGGUGAUGAGAGUUGACGAGAAGACGAAGGAGGUCAUACAGGAGUGGCAGUUAACCACCGUAAGACGAUGGGCUGCUUCCCCAAACAGUUUUACUCUCGAUUUCGGAGACUAUUCCGAGAGUUACUACUCUGUUCAGACCCAGGAAGGAGAAAAGAUAUCCCAGCUGAUAUCACAGUACAUCGAUUUGAUCAUGAAGAACAAGACUGGUGGAGACAGAAGACUAAGUGAAACUGAUGAAGAAGCUACUGUUAUUGAGGACCAAGUCAGACCAGGUAAAGCGAUGACUCUGCAAAACAUCGGAGGAGACAGGGAGAUGAUCGACCAAGACAACAUAGCUAUGUCGGGAAUCCUGCGCCCAGGAGACCCUGGAAAGCGUGGUGUAGUCUCUGCUACUGACGCACCCGAACAUCUCAUACAGCACGGUGGUAUCCACAUAGCCCAAUCCGCCCAUAUGGGUCAGCCUCCUGACAUAACCUCAGCUGCAGGAAACCCACAGCAAGCUCACAUCUCCAACAUCAUGCUUAGCAUCGACGACAUCGAGAAGGCCAAGAACGAGAUGGCUUACCCCGCGGACUUGCCGCCACUUGGUGAUAACAUUGCAAGCAGGCAAUGGAGAGAGAUGAUGUUUGACACUAGUAAACACAACAUACACAGCAAUUUGGUGGCAAGUUCCACUGCUGCCUGUGGUAUUUACAUCAACACUCCUCUCGCUAACGCAGACCCCAACUACCUUGCUAUUGGAACGAACGUGUCCCAGCUUACAAGCAACAUGACUGAUGCGGCGAAGAAUCUGAGAAUGUUAAUGACUCUGCAACCUGACGGCCCGGAGAAGGACAACCUCCUAGCAGCAGCUAAUCGUCUAGCUGGCGCUACUCAGGACCUCCUGAACGCCGCUAAAGACGGACGUGCCAACCGCGCGGCUCAGCAAGCUGCUAUCAACGCCAUGGCAGAUGCUCACAAGGCAGUGUUGGGAUGUUUGGGAGAUCCGGAAACUGAGUCUGACAUGCAGAUGAGGUUCCUGGACCAGGCCAGGCUUGUUGCCCAGGCUGUUGGAAAGCUUGUUAAUGAUUGUAAGGAGGUUGCCCGAUCUUGCUCCGAUCCUGAGAUGCAAGGACAGGUUAUCAACGCCAGUAAAGACGCUGCAGCCAGCAGUUCUCAACUGGUCACCUGUAUCAAGCUGCUCGGACCCACUAUGGCCAGUCCAUUGUGCCAGCAGCAGCUUAUGGAGGCUGCUAAGGGAGUAGCCUAUGCUGUCGAAGGAUUAGUGCACACAGCUCAGAACAGUUCCGAUGACCAGGGAAUACUGAACAACGUCAGCGCCAGUGCUGAGGAGGCCCAGAAAGCGCUGGAUGAGCUCAUCAGGUUCAUCAAACAAACUCCGCUAUCCACUCAACAAGAUGGCCGGGAGUUGAGCGCAGAACAGAUCCUAGAUGCUAGUGACAAGAUGUUCAACUCUAUGGGAAACACUGCCGAGAUGGUACAACAGGCCAAGAUAAUAGCCCGAGCCACCAGCUCCUUGGUACAUGGUAUCAAACUGGAGGCUGAAUCUCAGAAUGACAGUGAAAGUCAGACCAAGUUGCUGGCAGCUGCUAAACAGUUGGCUGAUGCCACUGCUAGGAUGGUUGAGGCUGCUAAAGCAGCAGCCAUGAACCCCAACGAUGAACAUUGUCAACUUGCUCUGCAACAGACUACAGAAGAUCUACGACAAGCAGCAAACAAUGCCACAUCUGAAAACAUGAAGGCUAAACUGAUGGCUAAACUACAAGACCACGCCAAGAUCGCUACAGCCGCCAGCACGCAACUUCUUGCUGCCGCUAACGGAGCUGAGAGAUGCAACGGUAACUCAGCAAGUCAAGAAGCCCUGAUGUCGCAGUGCAAGAUGCUAGGAGACGCUAUUAGUAAACUAGUUAGCUCAAUUAACGCAUAUUCUCACGAUCCUAACAACGACUCCGAGCAGCUGAACCUCGUGCAGUGCGCCCAACAGUUCAUAGCACCGGCUACGAGGUGUGUUUCUGCUGCCAAGUCAGCAGUCCCCCACGUAACUGACCAAGCCGCCGCCCUUCAACUCGCCAACUUCUCCAAGAGUGCUGCUUCAGCGCUCGUCAACCUGCGCAACGCCGCCAACCGCGCUGGAGAAUCCUUCACUGCUCUUAAUGUUGACAACGCAUUGGACUUGUUAGCAAACGUCAAGGGUAACUUGAAGGACGUCGAAAGAAGUGUUGCAGAGGGAACGAUUAAACCUCUACCUCGAGAAACAUCCAGCCCUGAUGGUCCUGUUGAGUGCACCCCAGAGUCGUGCACAGCGGACCUCUACGGAGCGAGUAGACAGGUUGGAACUAGUAUGGUACAACUGCUCACAGCUGCCAACCAGGGCAAUGCUAACUACACUGGAAUCGCAGCUCGCGAAACAGCAAACCAUCUCGGUGAUCUAAUCGGAGCGGUACGUGGUAUUUGCGCGUGUACCGAUGAUAGGAACGAUCAGAAUGUCGUGAUAGAUAAUGCUAAGGACGUGCUGGACGAAGCUCAGCGCAUGAUGGAGUACAGCAAGGUGCUGUUGAACAACCCGGACAGUGCGGACGCGGCCAAGAACCUGCAUGAAGCCAACAAGGCUGUCUCUAACGCUAUCAACAACCUCCUCAACUCACUACCUGGACAGAAGGACGUUGACAGUGCUAUCAAGGAGAUCGCUAGAGCCAGUGUUGCUAUUACUGAUAACCGGUUCCCACCUACUAAGGGAGAGUCACUUGCAGACUUACAGAACGCCGUCUCAGAAGACGCUGCUAAACUGAACCAGGUGUCUUCAGAGCUGGUGGCAGCUAGUCGUGUCUCUCCUGAGGACCUGGCUGUUGUCGCUAACAACUUCGCCACCACUUACGGAAAUGUUGUCAACCACAGCAUGCAGCUCGCUGGAGCAACCAAGGACGCAGAACUACAGUCAGAGGUGAUAAUGCAGCUGAAGAACUGCCACGCUUCUUCCAACAAACUGCUGAGUCUUAGUAAGCUGUGCGUGGCAGAUCCCACCACACCACACCUCAAGAACAACCUGACCCAGUCUGCUAGAUCUCUUACUGACAGCAUCAACAACUUGCUCGAUGCCUGCACCAGCAGUGUGCCUGGCCAGAAGGAAUGCGAUAAUGCUAUCAGGAACCUUGAGACUCUGAACAACAGUCUCCAAGAUCCAAGUGUGCCUGUCAGUAAUGAGAACUUCUUCGACUGUAUCGAGUCUGUUGUGGACAACCAGAGGAUCCUGGAGGACAACCUCAAACAGCUGCCCACCCUGGCUAAGGCUAACGACAGGAAGGCGUUUGCUGGUGCCAUCGACGAAGUCAACGAUUCUCUUACUGCCCUAUCACAUGCCGCAGCUCAGACUGCCUACCUGGUGGGAGUAUCAGAUCCCAACAGCACCGCAGCUACCCCUGGUAUUGUGGACCCUGACCUCUACAACAACGCUCACAGGGUUAUCAGUGCUGCUGUAGAGAAACUAACACAGCCCGACCUGACACAACAGGAAGUGCUGGCUGCUGCCACUCAAAUAGCUCAGCACACCUCCAAAUUGUGCAACGCCUGCAAGUCAGCGUCCCAGAAAUGUGACAACCCCGUGGCUAAACGACACUUUGUACAGUGCGCCAAGGAUGUGGCUAACAGCACCGCUCAGCUUGUUAAGAGCAUCAAGGCGCUGGCCACCAAAUUGACCCCCGAGAACAGGGAGGCUUGUAGGGAGGCAGCUCAGCCUCUCCUGGUAUCAGUGGAACACCUCCGAGACUUUGCUCUGUCUCCAGAGUUCGCUCCAGUUGCAGCCAGAAUCAGUCCCCAGGGUAAGGCAGGACAGCAGUGUGUGAUAGAUGCUGGUAACAAACUCACUAGCACCAGCACUAAACUUCUCCAGUUCUCCAGAUCCUUAGCUCUCAAUCCUAACGAUGGUACCAACAUGCAGCUCCUUAUCACUCAGGCUAAAUCUGUGUCGAAUGCCGUGAAGGAUCUACUUGACCAAGUAAAGGAAAAUGUGCCUGGACAAAAACCUUGCGACCAGGCUCUCGAGAAACUGAAGUGUGCUCAGACCGAGAUGGAACAGGCCGCCAUCAGUGCCACUGCUGGACAGCUCAGACCACAGGAAGCCACAAAUUUACAGGGAUACCAGACCCAGCUCGAAGCAGCAACCAUGGAAAUAAAGGAUCUGAUAGAACCUCUGGUGGAGUCUGCAAAGAGUCACCCCGAGAGGCUUGGACACAACGUGGCUACAUUGUCUUUGUACUUUGACCCUGUAUCUCGUGCUACUAUUGGAGCUGCAUCUAAACUUAGUGACAUGGAUCGACAACAGGACCUCUUCUCUCAGGCUAGAACUCUGAUGGAGGCAAUGUCCGAUAUGUUAAGCACCUCUAAAGAUUGCGGAGGGAACCCCAACGCCACUGCUCUUCAUCCUAAAUUAGACCAGGAUGUUGAAGCUGUCGAUGAGGCUAUCAAGGACCUCAGACUUACCCUGGAAAUGGCUCCUGAAAGUGGUCUGUCCACCUCACUUAUUGAGAAUAUCGCCAAGUCACGUGGAACUCUCAACGACCCAGUUGAAGAAAGUGUUUCCGUGAUGGCUCAACACGAGGCUAUCCUGAACAAUGCCAGAGCUAUAGCUGGUGCUGGCCAGGACAUGGUCGGUAAGGCCAGUCUCAGCCCCGAGUCUCUGUCCGAUCUUGCUCAGGUUAUAUCUGAAGAGUACGCUAGUCUGGUGGAUAACGUGAGACAGUGUGCCGACAGCCAGGGUACAGAGCCUCUCAGGGACGCCACAGACAAGCUGGCUAAUCCUUGUUCUGAGCUGGUGAAAACAAGCGCUACUGUUCAGAGUAAUCCUAAGGAUUCCAUCUCCCGGAGAGAACUGAGUGAACAUGCCAAGGGAGUUGCACAUGGUGUACACGCUAUCCUUCAGUCACUGCAGCAAAGUAGUCAAGGAACCCAGGCGUGUAUCGACACUAUUAACUCUAUUGUCGGUAUCACCGGAGAUUUGGAAACCAUGCAGAUGUUCGCUAGGACCGGCGCUCUGGAGAACACAGGAGAACCCUUCUCCAACCACAGAGAAAAUAUUCUUGGAACCGCUAAGAAAUUGGUAGAGAACACCAAACAACUGGUUGCAGGAGCUGCAGCAGAUCAGGCUCAACUCAAGCAGGCUGCCCUAGCUGCUCAAACCACCAUCUCCAACCUUGCUGACGCAGUUAAACGUGGUGCUGGAGCUUUGUCUAUUGACGAUGUUGAGACCCAGGUUAUGUUGCUGAACGCCUGUAUGGAUGUUGCUAAGGCACUGUCUGGUUUGAUCGAUUCCACCAAAGACGCGUGUGGUAAAUCUAGUGAGCACGAUACCAUGGACAAUUUAAAGAGUAGCGCUAAAGAGAUGGUUCAAAGUGUUAGCUCUUUAUUGAAGACAGUGAAGAGUGCUGAAGACAAGGCCAGCCGAGGAACAAGAGCUCUAGAAAUUGCAGUGGACGCCGUCUCCAGCGACAUCAAAGCUCUGGACAACGCUUCAGCUGGAGCUGCAUCAGCUUCUCCAGAGUCAGGCAAUUCUGACUCCGAUGGUUUUGACUCUGACGCGGAAGUUCAGGUCAGACCGCGCCUGCAGAGCUCCAUUAUGUCCAGGCCAAGUGCCGAAGCAACCAAAGAAAAGGCCAGGAUGGCAAAUGCCCAGGACCUCAUCAGAGCCGCUAAGGAGAUCACAAUUGCUACUACAAAAGCAGUGGCAGCAGGUAACACAGCCAAACAAGACGACAUUGCAGCUGCGGGUAACAUGGGUCGCAAGGCUAUCACUGACAUGUUGAACACGUGCAAGGGAGCCUCUAAUAACGCGGAGAGCGAGGCACUCAAGCUCAAGGUGUUACAAGCUGGUCGCAGUACGAGUAUGGCCUAUCGGGAUAUGUUGGAGUACAUGUGUGAAUCACUUUCUGCUGGACAACCUGAGAACAGCCAACUUAUCGAGUAUUCUAAGAAAAUCGCUGAAAGCGUCAAGAAUCUCAUCGGUUGUGCUGAGCAAAUCGCUGAAAGCACCGGAAAUCCUAUCGGUUGUGCUGAGGAAAUGAAGACUGGAGCUGACUGGGUUAACCCUGAUGAUCCUAAUGUUAUUGCUGAGAACGAACUGCUCAAUGCUGCUGCCAGUAUCGAGGCUGCUGCCAAGAAACUGUCAAUGCUUCAGCCCAGAAAGAAAACAGGAAAGAAAGUGGACGAGUCUCUCAACUUCGAAGAACAGAUUUUGGAAGCAGCUAAGGCAAUUGCUGGUGCCACCAGUGCCUUGGUUAGAGUUGCAUCUGCUACUCAGCGAGAAUUGGCAAGACAGGGCCGAGUGACGACAACAAAUCUGGACAAAGAGAGCAUCUGGUCAGAGGGUCUGGUUGGUGCUGCCAGGAUGGUGGCAGCUGCCACCAGCACAUUGUGUGAAGCCGCUAAUGCUGCCGUGCAGGGAAAUGCCUCUGAAGAGAAGCUUAUCGCAUCUGCAAAGGGAGUAGCUAACUCCACAGCCCAGCUGCUGAUGGCCUGCAUGGUUAAAGCGGAUCAGCAUUCAGAAAACGCACAGCGUCUCCAGACGGCUGGUAACAAGGUCAAGAGGGCAGCUGAUUGCCUGGUCAAGGCAGCUCAAUCAGCGUCUGUGUUCGACGAACAAGAGGUUGAGGUGAGUGUCCAGAGUAGUGCAGUGUACGCCAUGGCUGCUGAGCUCCAGGCGCAGGAGGAGAUCUUGCGGAGGGAAAGGGAGUUGGAACAGGCCCGAAAACAGCUAGCCAAAAUCCGACACGCUCAGACAUACUCGUUCAAGAAACUGCAGGACAACCAGGACACGUAGGGUUUAUUCUAAUACUGCACUUAGGUGUUAUAUAAUAUACUCGCCGCACUCCUGAUAUCAUAGGAUGAAGAGUGAUUUGUACUUUUGACGAACAAGGGACCCUUCCGACUCUGAAUGAUUUGAUGAAAAGAAUAUUUUGUAUGUUACGAUAUAAACUAUAUCUAUAAUGAAUUAUGAUAGUCUGUUUUUAUGGGUUAUUUUAGAAAAUGUCUCUGUUCUUUGAGCUUUUGAUGAGUUUUCUGUUCCAUUAAAUUGUUAAUGAUUUUUGAUUAAAUAAUCGCAGUUUUUCGCUCAUCAGAGUUGCUUAUCAACAUCUAGAUCUUUUUCAUAUGCCAUGAAAAACGCGACACUGACACGUACGGUACUUGUGCUUGCAACAACCGGAUUGGCACGAAAACCAAAAUGGUCCACUGGUUUUAGAUUGGCUAGGUUUCUGACUUUGAAAUUCAAGCGUAGUCUCGUGGACGAAUAAUUCUUUUAGUUACACAUAAGAUAGAUUCCAUUUGAAAUAUUUAGUGCUUUAUUUUUAUAUAAACCUUGUUUUGAGACCCCUGCGGGAAUGUAAAAUUAAUUCGCAUUGCAUUAUGAUAUAAUGUGAAUUUAAAUGGUUUGGCAAUUCUAAAAUUGCACCAAGAAUUUUUACUUUAUUUUCUUCAAACGUCAUCGAGCCUUCCUUUAGUUUGAUUUUAUGAUUUUUAUGUUCAACUUAAGUGAAUUUGUCCAUAGAUUAACGUAUGACUGAGGUUUGAACAUUAGACGCUUUGCUUGGGAUUCAGAGACCUGAGGGUGACUGCACUUUUAAGAAAUUUUGUCAAUAAUAUUUGGACAUUGAUUAUGAGGAUGAAAACGAAUCGCAUUUAUGAAAUUAGGUUUUAUUCGGAAAAUUAAAUUAUUUCCACAUUACGUUAGAAUUACAGUUUACUUUGUAGUUAUAAAUUGCCCCCUUUUAAAGCUUUUGUUAUUUUCGAUACUGUUUUAAAUAAACGCUUGGUAAUGUACAUGAAUGCUUUACUUGGCCUACUGUAAA